AUGCUCACAAGAACUGGACGACAGAAACUAUCGGAAACUUUCAAACUCAAACCGCCCUGGGACGAUGUCUCAGACGUCUUCGAAAUUGACAAGCAAUUCUUUUUUGUUAGCCUCAUAGAACAAUUUGCGGGUGCCGUUCAAUACAGUGGGGACAAUACAAGGGGAUACGCGUUCGGUCAUGGCAUUCCGGAUAUGUGCGCAAUCAUGGCCAAACCAGGAACGCCACUUUCGAAUAUCGCCAAGUUUAACGAAAACAUGACAAUUUUCUACCAGGGAGGUGGUCAAUUCAACUACACAUUCAAUAGCUAUGGGGCUUUCAUAAAUGCUCUAAGGGAAUCAGUAAACUACAAAGGUAAGGCUAUUUAUCUCUUCAUAGGGAGUGUGUAG
This is a messenger RNA of Ostertagia ostertagi, 387 nucleotides long. The record is from the annotation of a GenBank genome assembly. NCBI's taxonomy places the organism in Eukaryota, Metazoa, Nematoda, Chromadorea, Rhabditida, Trichostrongylidae.